This is a messenger RNA of Macrosteles quadrilineatus (aster leafhopper), 704 nucleotides long. RefSeq lists its product as uncharacterized. The transcript has 5 exons. Lineage: Eukaryota; Metazoa; Arthropoda; Insecta; Hemiptera; Cicadellidae. The coding region runs from base 31 to 561 and encodes 176 amino acids. The record is from RefSeq and is a predicted model, not a curated record.
CAAAUUUUAAGUUGCUAUUUGUAAAAAAAAAUGCAUUGUGCAGAGAAGGAACAAGAUACUUUUCCCACUGUCUAUGCCAGAGAUUUUAUAUGGCAUGAGUUGAAGGAUAAACCAGGACAGUUUUCAAGUCCUGAUGCCUAUGCUUUGACUAAAGACCGAGAAAGAGAAUUUAUAGAUACAAAUGCAAUUAUGAAAAUACCAUGGGAAGAACAACUGGAAAUCAUUAAAAACCUAUAUGCCCAACGAAUGAAGACUACGUACUAUGUUAGUUUUUGUGAGAAGAAAGCAAAGAAGGAAAUAAAUUCCCAAAGUGAGGAUGAUGAGGAUACCCUGCUUUCCACUGCUGAUAAACUCUACUCUCCUAAAUCUCAAAAAACUCUUCUCCCAAUACCAACUUCUCGAAGAGUGUUGGGGUACAGCAGGCCUGCAUACUACUACAUGGGACGUAGUGAAUAUCAAGAUGAGUUUGGCAAAUUUGGAUAUGGACAGUUGAUGCCAUCCAGAGGUCAGAGACUAAAACAACGACUUAACUUCUGUGACAUGUUUACAACCAAAUACUAACUUACUUCUAAACAAUUAAGGCAUCAUGGGAUUUACAAAUUAGUUUCAAUAUGAAAGUUUACAAAAAGUUUUUUUUAAGUUAGAUGAUCUAUUCUAUCUAAAAAACAUAAAUUGUAAGAUUGAAAGUCCAUUUUUAAUGUGAA